UAUAGAGAGCGGAAAUAGUUAGAUAAAAGGUUUUUGAGCUGACUGGUAGGCUUGGUCAUUUGGUUAGUUCUUGUGUUCCAGCUUAUAUACAUUAGGAUGAAGGUAGACCAAACAUCAAAUCUUGGCCACCUGGUUGUAGAAAAUGGAUUCCCUGAAAAUCGAGUUUUCCAUCCUUUUCUUCAUCUGGGCAUCACUUACAUGCUUAUCUUCCAGCCUCUCUAGCGAAUACUCUAUAAUAGGUCAUGAACUGGACCGGUUUCCUUCAGAAGAGGGAGUGGUUGAGCUUUUCGAACUAUGGAAGCAGAAGCACAGCAAGGUAUACAAGCAUUCAGAAGAAGCAGAGCGGAGGUUUCAGAAUUUCAAGAAGAACCUCAAGUAUGUAUUGGAGAAGAAUGCACAGAGAAGUUCAUCCAUUGCUCAUAGGGUGGGGUUGAAUAGGUUUGCUGAUAUGAGCAACGAGGAGUUCAAGAAUGUUUAUUUGUCAAGUGUGAAAAAGCCCAUCAACAAAAUGAGGAAUUCUAAUCUCAAAAGGAAUAUGCGGGGAAGAAUUCAAUCUUGUGAUGCACCUUCAGCUUUGGAUUGGAGGAAAAAAGGGGUUGUGACUGCUGUUAAGAACCAAGCAAGUUGUGGAAGUUGUUGGGCUUUCUCUUCGACUGGAGCCAUCGAAGGAAUAAAUGCCAUUGUAACUGGUGACCUUAUAAGCCUUUCAGAACAAGAACUUGUGGAUUGUGAUACUACCAAUGAUGGAUGUGAAGGAGGCUAUAUGGACUAUGCUUUUGAAUGGGUUAUUAACAAUGGUGGUAUUGAUUCAGAAGCUAAUUACCCUUAUACUGGUGUGGAUGGUACCUGCAAUACUGAAAAGGAGGAUACCAAAGUUGUCACCAUUGAUGGUUAUCAAGAUGUAGGUGAUUCAGAUAGUGACCUCUUGUGCGCCACUGUUCAGCAACCCAUUAGUGUUGGCAUGGAUGGUUCUGCAUUGGAUUUUCAGCUUUACACUGGAGGAAUUUAUGAUGGUGAUUGCUCGAACAAUGUAGAUGACAUUGACCAUGCUGUUUUGGUAGUGGGAUAUGGCUCGGAAGGUCAUAUAGAUUAUUGGAUAGUGAAGAAUUCAUGGGGAACUAGUUGGGGAAUUAAUGGAUACUUUUAUAUAAGAAGGAAUACUAAUAUAACCAACGGGGUUUGUGCUAUCAAUGCCAUGGCUUCCUAUCCCACCAAAGAAUCAUCUUCACCAUCUCCUUAUCCAUCACCAACAGGUCCUCCUCCACCGCCUCCUCCUCCACCACCACCACCACCUCCUUCUCCCUCACCAAGUGAUUGUGGAGACUUUUCCUAUUGUCCAAGUGAUGAGACUUGCUGUUGCAUUUUUGAAUUCUAUGAUUUCUGCCUCAUCUAUGGUUGUUGUGAAUAUCAAAAUGCGGUUUGUUGCACCGAUACUGAAUACUGCUGCCCAAGUGACUAUCCCAUUUGUGAUGUUGAAGAAGGGCUAUGCCUCAAGAACUAUGGAGACUACUUGGGAGUGGCGGCAAAGAAGCGAAAAAUGGCAAAGCACAAGUUCCCAUGGACCAAGCUAGAGGAAACAGAGAAGACACACCAACCCCUUCUGUGGAAGAGGAAUCAGCAGUUUGCUGCAUUGCGCUGAGAAAGAAAUUGUGUUUCUGCUCUUUUUUUCUGAAGUUUGUAUUUCUCUUGAUAUUUCUUUGAAGUAGGCACUAUGUCAUCAUGCUUUGGACAUAUGUUAUUAUGGACAUUGAACAUGUCUUUUAAACAAAACCAGCAACUAAGAUAAAGGAGAAGAUGUGAUUUUUCUCUA
Ziziphus jujuba (common jujube) is the source of this 1810-nucleotide messenger RNA. RefSeq names its product low-temperature-induced cysteine proteinase. Bases 143 to 1639 code for a protein of 498 amino acids. Gene Ontology annotation, cellular component: lysosome. The transcript is spliced from 5 exons. The record is from RefSeq and is a predicted model, not a curated record. Gene Ontology annotation, molecular function: cysteine-type endopeptidase activity. NCBI's taxonomy places the organism in Eukaryota, Viridiplantae, Streptophyta, Magnoliopsida, Rosales, Rhamnaceae.